Molecule: messenger RNA, 759 nt
Organism: Saprolegnia parasitica CBS 223.65
Lineage: Eukaryota; Oomycota; Saprolegniomycetes; Saprolegniales; Saprolegniaceae
Product: TKL protein kinase
Exons: 2
Biological process (GO): protein phosphorylation
Molecular function (GO): ATP binding; protein kinase activity
Source: RefSeq, a predicted model, not a curated record
GGGCAAUACGCCGGCGAACGACAGCGCAACCUGUACAACCCGACCAUGGUCAUGGAGUACAUGGACUUGAGCGAUCUGCUCGAGUACCUCAAGAGAAAGGGGAGCGGCGAGACGUUGGCCAUGGACGUCUCGACGGUCGAAGUCGCGCUUGUUUUGGCGCACGCACUCGCCGACCUCCACCGCAAUGGUUUCAUCCACCGCGACGUCAAGAGUCAAAACAUCUUCCUCUCAACGACCCACUACAUUCGGCUCGGCGACGUCGGGUCGGCGCGUACAGUUGACGAAUUGAUGACGGCCGACAUCGGUACCCUGUUCUGGAUGGCCCCUGAGGUGCUUCGCGUGGGCUACGAAGGCAAAGACCAGCCGUACACUAUCGCCGCCGACAUUUACUCGUUCGGCGUCGUCCUGACGGAGCUCGACACGCUUAAAGUGCCGUACGAAGACGAGGUUCACCGCUACGCGAUCCCGAACAAGGUUCGCAAUGGGCAGUUGCGUCCGCACAUGAGCGACUCGUGUCCGCAGUGGCUCAGAGAUCUUGCCGACCAGUGUCUUUCGCUCGACCCCAAGGAUCGUCCGACGGCCGAGAACAUCAUCGCGACGCUCCUGCCGCAUCACGACACGACGAGAUUCGACCUCUUCGACGUCGAAGAUGACGUGGACGACGUCGAGGAGCCGAGCGAUGCACGAAGCCCCAACAACGAUGAGGAAGAGGUCGAGACAUCAAUGCUAUGCGACGCGUUUCUUGCGCUUCAUCUCUAA